Fomitopsis serialis is the source of this 4218-nucleotide messenger RNA. RefSeq lists its product as uncharacterized. NCBI's taxonomy places the organism in Eukaryota, Fungi, Basidiomycota, Agaricomycetes, Polyporales, Fomitopsidaceae. The record is from RefSeq and is a predicted model, not a curated record. The coding region runs from base 1 to 4218 and encodes 1405 amino acids. The transcript is spliced from 14 exons.
AUGUCCACCUCGGUGAUCGCAAGAAUGAAGCGUAAAGACGGUUCGGUUGGUUCGCCGGCACCAGACGAUGAGAUGUCGGGCGGUCGGCAGGUGUGUGGCAGCUCGGCUCAGCAGAUCGAUGACCUCCCACCCUCGGACUUGGAUGAUAUGCCGUAUGUCAUACCUGCUAGGGCGAAAACGAUUGAGCGUGGGCCCAAUGUGGAUACAAUGGACACCACGCCGGAUGGUGGGCCAGGAAUACCGGGGGCCGAUACCGGUACCGGGCCACAGGCCAUGGUCAUUUCGGAGGAGGACAGCGGUCCGCCGGUGACACCCCCUCGCCAGUUUGUGAUGCCCCAGCCGCCCGCGAAUCGCCGGGCUCAGAAAAUUCGAAGCCAGGGCCGGGAGGCCUCGCCCAUCCCCGUUUCGAGUGACCUCGAACCGGAUGGCCGGGACGACACACCCGCAAGGCAUGCAGUGAGUACCUCGUCUGUCGGUGCCACCGGCCUCGGCGCGCUGGAGAUGUCGGAUGCGGACUCCGAUGAAGACGGCUUGGAGACUGCCGUCUUUAUCAUGCCGAGACGAUCACGAAGCACUCCCACAUCGGCACCCGUACGCAUGGCGGAACAUGGGAUGGUAUUGGUUGGUGAGUCAAAUGUCGGUGGUGUGGAGGGAAAUCCGCCCGGCGCCAAACCUCCUGUCCCGAUCGAGAUUUCAAGCGGUGACGACACUGAAUCUGAGGCGGGAGACGGUGCGGUCUUUGUCCCGGCUCGACGGGCGUCGCUGGGGACAUCCAUGCGGGGUUCAACCUCAAAUAGGCAGCGCCCCAAUCUCCCUAUCCCGAUCGAGAUUUCAAGUGACGACGAUACUGGUUCCGAGCCGGACGACGGUCCUCUCAAUGCCCCGGCUAGGCAGGCAGUGAUGGCUCUGUCCGCCCUCCGUUCGUUGGAGGUUACAGAGUCCCCUCCUUACCGGGGUGCAACACCGAUUGACGUUUCAAGCACGGAGGACACUGAUUCCGACAUGGAACCGCGGAUGCGUCUCACGUCGCCUUCAGCGGUUCCCAGAACAUCGCCGCGCUCAACAAAGGCCGAUGGUAUGGAGAAGAAGACGCGUUCUCCAUCCGCACUCGGGAGUCCCAUAAGCCUGGAAAGGUCUCUGGUUGAAGAGCGACGUGGUCUACCGGCAACCGCACAUCCGCAGAAUUGGCGCGGACUGCCCGACAUCGCGAAGACAUGGCAAAGACUGCCUGACAUUGCAAAGCCGUUCGACGAGAAGAAAUCCGAGGUCAGCCGUCCGAUGUCGGACGCCCGCGUCGGACGCCCGCUGUCGGACGCCCGCUGUCGGACGCCCGAUGUCGGACGCCCGCUGUCGGACGCCCGCUGUCGGACGCCCGCUGUCGGACGCCCGCUGUCGGACGCCCGAUGUCGGACGCCCGCUGUCGACGGCCAGCUGAGGGCACCCCCCUCGCUUGCUGAAGGCUUUCUCGUCGGGUUUAACAGGAAAAAGCGAAUUCCUGUCUUGGGAGGGGAUCAUGGACCGUCGCGGCCGAAGUCGGACGACCAGCCGGAUGGAAAAGGUGUUGUUUUCCCCUUCGGGAAAGACCUUAAAGGCCGAACGCCGUAUGCGCAAGGGGUUCCUGGGCCGUCGGGCUCUGUUGGGCCUCUGGUGGAAAGUCAAUUUGAUGCUGACUCGGAAAUGGGGGCAUCUACUGGGCCAUCUGCGGCCUUGCAAAUGACCCCGUCUGCUGCAACCAAUGACGAUGGCCCGGCGCUGACAACAACCCCUCCUCGGUCAGUCCCCGGGAGUGCAGUCAACAUGCCAGAGGCCGUGGUUGACGAGCCGAUGGGUUCACCGGCACAAAUUGAAGGGCAGGACUGGAGGCCCAUUCCACAGACGAAAGGAAAAGGGCUGCUUUUCCGCUUGAACGACGAAUCUAACGGCCGAAAGCUGUUCACACCAGGGGUUCCUGGACCGUGGCGCUCCGUCGUGGGGCCCCGAGAGGAAGGUCAAUUUGAGGGCAACCACACGCAGGGCCCCCACUACGACGGGCCGGCGCCCCGAAUGCUGCAACACGACAUUCAGCAAGGCACUGUCCUCCGUGCGCGAUUGGAGGCUUUACGUGAGCUGCAGCGGGCAAACAGGCGGAGUGGCGCGAUUCUCGCCAAAAUGGCGAAGUACUAUGGGCCCGCGGACGAGCAGGCGUUAGAGAUUCCUGGGUUCCAGGAGAGACUCGGCCUCUCGUAUCACAACAGUCGCUCUCUCCUGCAACGCGUGGACUCUCUUCCUGACAGGGCUGAGUGGAUGGAACGAUGCCUCUCGUUCAAGGACCGUCCGAACGAGAAGCAUCUUCUCCAGUUCCGCGAUAUUAUUCAAGCAAUCAGGACUUUGCUAGGAAACCCGGAGCAUGCCGAUCACAUCGUCUAUCGACCUAGGCGGAUUUUCUCUGAUGCGUCGAGGACACAUCGCCUGUACAAUGAAAUGUGGACGGGGCGUUGGUGGCACGCUGUCCAGAGUCUACUACCUGAAGGAGCUGCAGUUGCGCCGGUCAUUAUAGCGACCGACAAAACGCAGCUCACCCAAUUCUCAGGAAACAAGGCGGCUUACCCAGUCUACAUGACGCUGGGCAAUAUACCGCGUGCUCUGAGGCGCAAGCCAUCUGAGCAUGCAUGUAUUCUCAUUGGUUAUCUUUCCGUCGACAAGGUCAGCUCUGACGGUAUCACUCAGCGCAAGCAACGCGCUCUAGUUCAGCAACUAUUCCAUGCGUCAGUACGAGCAAUCCUGGAACCACUGGUCAAGGCAGGAAAAGAAGGCAUCGACGUUACCUCUGGCAAUGGAGAGGUCCGUCGAGUUCACCCCAUUCUUGCAGCCUACGUUGCAGAUUACCCAGAACAAUGUCUGGUCACCUGCGCUAAGUCCGGAACUUGCCCCAAAUGCCAAGUUCCAGAGGACCUUCUAGGAUCCGCCCAACCUGGCACGCCCAGAACGUCCCUCUGGACUCUAGACGUCCUACGAAAAGCCGAGGAGAAAACCCAAGGGAACACAAGCUCUAAUGCGUACACACGAGUGUGCCAAGACCUCAACGUAUCGGGCUAUGUCGUGCGUCCGUUUUGGCGCGAUCUACCCUACACAGACAUCCACUCUUGUAUUACCCCUGACGUCCUCCAUCAACUCUACCAGGGAGUUUUCAAACACAUAGUUGAAUGGUGUACUGAACUCGUCGACGAGCUCGAGCUUGACAGGCGCAUUCGUUGCCUUCCGCCAGCAUUCGGUACUCGCCACUUCAAAAACGGAUUUUCAAGCCUCUCUCAAGUUUCCGGUACCGAGCGCAAGCACAUGGCGAGGAUACUCCUCGCUUGUCUUGUAGGCAAGGUACCUCAGCAGGUCAUCCUGGCGUUUAGGUCCAUCUUGGACUUCAUCUAUCUCGCCCAAUACACUACCCACGAUGAUACGACGCUCCAGUACAUGGAGGAUGCCCUCAAGACAUUCCACCGUAACAAGCACGUCCUUGUCGACCUGGGAGUGCGCGAGCACCUUAACAUCCCCAAAUUUCAUUCUUUACUCCACUAUGUUGACGCCAUUCGACUGUUAGGCACUACAGACAACUACAACACGGAGGCGUUUGAACGCCUCCACAUAGACUACGCAAAAAAUGGAUGGAGGGCAUCGAACCAUCGCGACGCGCGCCCGCAGAUGGUGCGUUGGCUGGUGCGACAGGAGAAAAUGGUGGUUCUUCGAUCAUCCAUCCAUCGCUGGCUCAGAAGCACAGGUCGCGAGCAAGACAAGGAUGUCGACGAGCGUGUCGCGGGCGAAGUCGACGAGCAUGUCGCAGGCGAAGUCGACCAGCCUUCGUGUCGCAACGGUCGAAUCAAGCUCCCCAAACACCCAACAGCACCCCUCCAGGCCCUCCCAACCAUCGUCGACAAACACUGCGCUCCCGGUUUCAUUGACGCACUCGCACAACAUAUAUACAAGCUUAAGAACAACGGUCGCGCCCUCACCUCCUCCCAGCUUCAGAAUGCCGUCGAUCGCAUGCCGUUCAACCGUGUCGACGUGUUCCACGGCUUCAAGUUUGCUCCAGAACCUUUGACCGACGACACCCAGGAGACGGAUGCUGUGAAAGCUAAGCCUGCCACAGCUCGACAAGCCGCGCGUUUCGAUACGGUGGUUGUGCUGCAAGGAGAGGACGCAGAAGCUACCGGUUUGCAAGGUCUGCAGUCUCACCUACUAACGUCUUAG